This is a messenger RNA of Branchiostoma belcheri (Belcher's lancelet), 3319 nucleotides long. Its product is annotated as docking protein 5-like. Gene Ontology annotation, biological process: positive regulation of MAPK cascade; cell surface receptor protein tyrosine kinase signaling pathway. The transcript is spliced from 11 exons. The record is from RefSeq and is a predicted model, not a curated record. Gene Ontology annotation, cellular component: cytoplasm. Bases 284 to 1672 code for a protein of 462 amino acids. NCBI's taxonomy places the organism in Eukaryota, Metazoa, Chordata, Leptocardii, Amphioxiformes, Branchiostomatidae.
GUUCAGUGAGUGUGAGCAAAAGUAAGGCAGCUCAACAGGAAGGCAGGGGCCGUGAGAAAGGGCCCUGUGAACGUCACGACUGCCUUACUCUUCAGGGCAGCCCGAGCAAAAUCUGGUCCAUGUUUCCAGCAGCCGACGCAGGACUGCCUCUAGCGAUUGGACAAUGCUGCUGUGGUUACAACUUAAGCUUCCAGUAGCGAACUCAUUUAUGGAGAAAAUUACAGGCAGAGCCAGUAUGAACCUGUUCUUCAACUCCUGUGUCUGCGCUGAUCACUGACAGUAGAUGUACAAUAUGGCAUCAGACUUCAACGACAUUGUCAGGCAAGGCUACGUUCGCAUGCGAAGUCGAAAACUUGGGAUUUACCAGAAAUGCUGGAUCAUCUUCAAAAGAGCUUCCAGCAAAGGACCCCGUCGGUUUGAGAAGUUCCUUGAUGAAAAGGCAGCUCAGAUACGAGCCUAUCACAAAGUGACUGUCCUGGAGAGUGUGCGGAAUGUGUCCCGUAUGCCCAAGGACAGCAAGAAGCAUGCAGUGUCCAUCAUGUUCCUGGACAACUCAACAAAACAGUUUGCCUGUGACUCAGAGCUGGAGGCUGAUGAGUGGUGUAAAGUGCUGUACCAGGAGUGUGUGUGUUCACGACCAGACGGCAUCAGGAGUGGGGAACCUGACCUGCUCACCAACGGGGCACAGAGGGACCAUAAUGAGCGGUUCCACGUGUUCCUUCUUCAGAACCCAAACCUGGACAUAUUCGGGGAGUGUCUCCUCCAGGUGACACAUGAGAACCUGUACCUGUGGGACAUCCACAACCCCAAACUCAAGCUGGUGACCUGGCCACUCACGGCCCUCAGGAGAUACGGCAGGGACCAGUCAAGGUUCACCUUCGAGGCAGGAAGAUCAUGUGACACGGGGGAGGGAUUGUUCACCCUGCACACCAAACAGGGGGAGCACAUCUACCAGAAGGUUCAUCACGCCACCCUGGCCAUCGCUGAGGCGCAAGAGAGGAUGAUGAGGCUAGAGGAGGAAAGAAUAGCAAGGUUACAGCAGGAGUCCAGACAGAGACAGACGCCUGUCAGUCAUCGUCGGCAGGCCAGUUUGACAAGAUACAUCCAGCCGUCAUCAUCCAACCAUUACAUCUGUCAGAGCAGUUUGCCGGAAUACAACAACAUCUAUGAGGAGGCCCUGAACGUCAGAUUCGGAGGCCCGCCCAAUGUGGUGCCGACUUCAGCCCCAUCCAACAUCAGGUCCCACAUAACUCGAUCUCCCAGCAGCCCCCAUACCUACGUACCAGCAACAGAUCAGUCAGAUCUAGACACGUAUGAGGUGCCAGUCGACUGUUUGUCCUCAUCACACAAUGCUUUAUACGAGUGUCCAGCAGAGGAGACCAGUAAACAAAGGGUCAUGUGGGAGUCCAACUCCUCAGAACCUCUCACCCCCAAUGGGAAUGAACAUUUCACAGACCUGGGCAGGUUAAACCUGCUAGAAGAUUCAAGAAUGCAUAACUAUGUGAACGUCGGAGGAAGUCAUCAGGGAGGAGUAAGAUCCACAUGUACAGACAACACCAAGGCAACAGGAUACAGCAACUGGGACUUCCCAUCCCACCAAACAGUAGAUCUCUGUGGAGACCUGGAACAGUUUCACCAGAAGUACCUGACUGUUUCCAAAUUUUCAGCAUGACAAAAGACAAAAUCUGGAUCUGCAUCUUGCUCUAUUUAAACGACCAGUGAAAGUAUUAUUGUAUUGACAACCACCCCAUCCUUUUUAUGAUGAAUUGUUGGGGGUGACAACAGGAAGAAAAGACUUGACAAAGUUUUGCAAAUUCUUGAGAUCUGAUCUUUCAAAGAGGACAGAUGACUGUCAGUGGUGUGGAAGCAAGAGGAGCUACACACAAAAUUGUGGUUUGGUUAGAAAAACAAGAAAACCCAGCCUUCAGCACCAAGGACAGGUGCCAUGUACAGAAGCAGGUGUUUUAACACAACCUUAAAGAUUAGAUUUCCAUGGACGUUAAGGAAGUUUAUAAGGUUGUAGGUGCACAGUGAUGAUGAUGAUGGUGAUGCACUAGUAUAUGUGUUACAGACUGCAAAACAGAAAUGGGCAAAACUUUCGCACAUUCCAUUGUUCUAAGAACAUAUUGGUGUGCCUGUGUCUUCUGGAUGCAGAGAACAAAAUAUCUUCUAUAUGUCACAUGCAAAUCAGCAUGUGUCUUUCAAAAGUAAGGCACAAAUAUCUUAACUUUGGCUGCUGUGACCAGUUUUGGCAUCAAGACUUUGGCAGUGGAUUAAAAGUUUCACACAACAUACACUUGUUCUUGUUCAUCUGUCAUUGUUGAUAAUGACAGCACCGGGCAGUCUCACACAAUGACUGAUUAUAGGAGAGGGGUGGAUUGGAGGUGGAUGUACAGUUUGUGGUUGAAAAUGUACAGCUUUCAUUGGUUGGAGAAGAUUGUUGAUAUACAAGAGCUGGUUUGGUCCAAACCACAGGGUACUACAAUGGUCGAGAUAAAUAUGAUAAGGGAUACCAUGCAUGUGUAAUCCAUGGCAGAAUGCCACAUUACCUGGAAAAGGGAUUUAGGCUGAAGCUAUGUGCCAGUAUGGAUCUUUUCAGAGAAGGAUGAUUUAUUGGAUGUGAAUUGUACUAGUGUGUUGUAACAUCAGUGUUGUUUGUUACAUUACCCAGCAGACAUUGAUACCAAAACAUGUCACUAAUGUGUUGCAAUAGAUUUUGUUUCCAUCAUGGAUGUUAAUGUUAAGUUCAAGGUAAAUGAACAAGUGUUCCCCAGACAAACAUGUUUGGCACAUUUUUGUUGCGCCACAGCUUUGCCAGUGCCAAACUGUAAAGUGCAGACAAUUUCCAGUCUUCUGUUCAAACUCCAUGUAUUGUAUUUAUUCUGAUCAUCAAUUAUAGCAAUGGGGCAAGUAUGACAAUAGGCUUGUUGAACUUUAAUGGUGAACAUAGGCAUAUGGCAGCAAUAGAUUUUGUAAGAUUAUAUGUAAAUGAUUCAAUUGCCUCUUUGAUUUUUUUCACAAGACCAGGUGGUGAAUUUUAAGACUUAAGACCACUCAUUUGUAUUUCCAUGUACAUACUAUAGUAGUUGGAUUGUUUUAAUUCCUAUCAUAUUCAGCCAACAUGUGGGUUAACCUUCUCCCUACCGAGUAAUGGCUGCAACAGAUACAUCUCUGUAGAGGGAACCAUCCCUUAGCUGACACGAGGUUAACCAUCCCUUCUGCAGGGAGGAAGUCCAUUUCUCAACAUGCCCAGUCAUUGUUAUCAUAGCCUGGUGUCCAGCCUUGUUAGUUCAGUCCAUGCCCUAGGGAGCGGACUAAA